Messenger RNA from Paralichthys olivaceus (Japanese flounder), 3774 nucleotides. RefSeq names its product MAF bZIP transcription factor Ba (gene mafba). Gene Ontology annotation, molecular function: RNA polymerase II cis-regulatory region sequence-specific DNA binding; DNA-binding transcription factor activity, RNA polymerase II-specific. The record is from RefSeq and is a predicted model, not a curated record. Lineage: Eukaryota; Metazoa; Chordata; Actinopteri; Pleuronectiformes; Paralichthyidae. Gene Ontology annotation, biological process: regulation of transcription by RNA polymerase II. Gene Ontology annotation, cellular component: nucleus.
UCGCUCCGAGCGCAGUCUGCUGGAUACCAGAGAGCAGGAGAGAGCGAGAGAAGCGAGCCUUGAAACCUCUGCGGUGCAGAGCUGGAAAAGCUGCUUCUCAGCGAAAUUCAGACGCCCUAUAUUUACCCUGCUUAUUUGCUCCUAUUCUUUUCCUGGAGAAAAAAGGGACUUACUACCAAGAAGUUGCAACGAGGACUGGUGCCCGUCUCUGCGACCAAAUGUGGUAUUUCUUGUAUUAUUAUUAUUUAUGCUGAUUUCUUUUUUUGCUGUGUGAGUACAACUCUACUGAAGGGACUGAGGUUUUUAUUUUUGCACUGAGACGCAUUGCUUUCUACCUCCUGCCUGGUCUCCCUGCCAGAUUAUCCCGGCAGAAGUAGGCUACAUGACGCAAAUCGUGUGCAGAGCAUUAGUCUGAAAGUUUUUCCUCCACUACUUUUUUUUCCUUUUUCCACCACUCACACGGUGUUUCAUGCGACAGCGGUGGAGGAGCCAAAAGAACUAUUGCAUGAAACAAGAGAGGAGAGAAGAGACGCUGAUUAAUAAAUCCGUUUUUGCGACGCUUGCAAAUACCGUUGCAUAUCUGCAAAAGAGUCGCGACAGCAACAUGAGUACAGAGCUGAGCAUGGGUCCGGAGCUACCCAGCAGCCCUCUGGCUCUGGAAUAUGUCAAUGAUUUUGACCUGAUGAAGUUUGACGUGAAGAAGGAAGGCCUGGCCGGACUGGAGCGCAACGGGGUGCGCCAGUGCAACCGCCUCCAACCCCAGGGCUCAGUGUCCUCCACCCCCAUCAGUACACCCUGCAGCUCGGUGCCCUCUUCACCCAGCUUCAGCCCCACAGAGCAGAAAAACCACCUAGAGGAGCUGUACUGGAUGCCGAACAGCGGGUACCAUCAGCAGAUAGACCCGCAGACGCUAAGCCUGACCCCGGAGGACGCAGUGGAGGCCCUGAUUGGAGCCACAGCUCACGGCCACCCUCCGCCUCCGCACGUCCAGCAGCAGCUGCAGCAGCAAGGCGCCUUCGAGGGCUACAGGGGCCCGCAUCACCACCACAGCCACCACGGCCACAACCAGCAGCACCAUCACCCGUAUGCGGGGGGCAUCCCGCACCACACCGAGGAGCUGUCCGGGCACCCGGGCGGACACAGCCACCCACACAGCCAGCAUCACCACCUCCACAGCCAGGACCCCGACAGCCCGUCCCCGUUGUCCCCGGACGACCACCAGCCGCUCCAUCACCACCGCCACCACCACCACCACCAUUCGCACGGCCACCUGGGCCAGUCGGCCUCACACCACGGAAGCGGGGGCGGACUCAACGUGGAGGACCGCUUCUCCGACGACCAGCUGGUGUCCAUGUCGGUGAGGGAGCUCAACAGACACCUACGGGGCUUCACCAAGGACGAGGUCAUCCGCCUCAAGCAGAAGAGGCGGACCCUGAAGAACCGGGGCUACGCGCAGUCCUGCCGGUUCAAGCGCGUGCAGCAGAAGCACGUGCUCGAGAACGAGAAGACGCAGCUGAUGAACCAGGUGGAGCAGCUGAAGGCGGAGAUCGGCCGCCUGGCCCGAGAGAGGGACGCCUACAAACUCAAGUGUGAGAAACUGGCGGGCUCAGGGGCCAGUAACGGGUUCCGCGAGGCUGGCUCGACCAGUGACAACCCCUCAUCCCCAGAGUUCUUCAUGUGAGUUGUCAAAGCCUUUUUCCUCACAACAAAACUUUCCCCCCCCUCUCCACCAACACCUUCUCCUUUUUUUGACUGAUGAACAAACGAUAAUAAUCCACUCCUCCCAUACUGUUUAUGAUAAUAACACUUAUAUUAGAAGAGUAAUCCAUCAAAUAGUAUCCUCAUAUAUAACCAUCUCUCCAUCCACGUGUCAACUGAGAUACAAAGAGCAACGUAGAGAUCAGUCGCAGUAUCUUUGUAGAUUAGUUGCUUGUAGUGAAGAGACUUUUGUUUGUGUUCCUCCUCAAAGAAGAGGAUCGACUGAUGAACUCUUUUUUGUCCUCUCUCUCUCCUUCUUUUGAGGCUACAGCUUUUAAAUAAUCUGUAAGUAGUGUGGGAUGGCGUCGAGGUGUCGUUGUCUUGUAAUUCUGUUAUGAAACAACAAGUAGCUGCAGGGCCAUGGCCUCGCAGGCUGCAACUCACAUUCGACAAGUGGGCCCGUAAAAUCUGAGAAAAUCUCCAAAAAGCAAGACUCCACUUUAUGCAAAACUUCUGUCUGCUGACCCGUCACAGGGGGGGGGACAUUUUUAUGCAACAUCUCAUUGAUUUAUUGCCUGCUUGGUUAUAUUCGAAUAUAUAUUGAAACAAAAAAAACCUGCAUUAAUAUUAAUCCUGCAUGCUGGACAUGUACGGUAAUAAUUUCUAUUUUGUACCUUCAUCUUCUCGUGUAUAUUAAGAGCAUGUUGUUGAUCUGCGCUUCUCCAUGGUUGUUCGGGGGGGUUAGAGAUUUGCAGCGGGGACAGAACAGCAGGACUGCCGGUGCAGUGUCAUAUGGUGUGGGGUUCUUUUUUUUUUUUUUUUUUUUUUUCUUUGAGCUUGUAAAUAUUAUGCAACCGCAAAACUGCACAACAAGAUCGAGGAGGCUGGUUUGAACUUCUUUCUUUCUUUGUGUUGUGUUUUUUGAUUUCAUUUAUUUUUUAUGUUUUUUUAUGAUUUGGGGGUAUUGAUUGAGAGAGGAGUGCAUUUUUUUUUCUUUUUCAUUUAAAUACAACAUGUGUGUCAAGUGCACUUUUUUUUGGAAUAAUGAUUUGCAAGUUUUCAUUUUGACUUUUGUGCAGACCUCCCUCCAGGAAGACAUACUAUGAUAUGAUAUUGUCGUAUUAUUCAGGACGGGCCUGAGUGCAGAGUUUUUAAGAGAAACAUCUGGACACACGUGAGAGGCUGAGGAGACGAACGUGUGGCCAUGAGUUUAUCACACACAGAUUGCACAGAAGAGGCCAUUGCGCACCACACUCACAACGUGGGUUAGUCCUGUGUGUCGUUUUGAUUCAAUGUGGCUUUUGUGCCACUAAUUCAGAAAAGUCUUGUCUGCCUUUCCAUGAACAUUUGAACAAACCACAUCAAACCAGACCUUAUACCCGCUCUGUGUAAUUGGCGGCCACCUGUAGCACAUUUCCACUGGGCCUAAUAUCAAGGAUUUAUAUUUUUAACGAUAUUUAGUAAAAACACGUACAUGUCAGGGGUUUUAUGUAGAGUUAAUAUUUAGAUAACGCGAGCGUUUGAAUACAAAGUUUGACUAUUAAUGCUCUAUGUUUUCCUGAUUUUUUUUCUGCAGGUCAGUAAAAAAGGGGACACAGGUUGUGCAAAAUUCUCAAAAUGAAAACAAUAUGUACGUUACAUAUGAUGUGUUUGUUUUUUUGUUGUUGUCGGUUUUAUUAUUAUUUGAUGAUUCUGGUUCUGCUGGCCAGAUGCAUAGUUAAAGUUUUUAUUUUAAUGAUUUAAAUUAACAAAAAACUGUCAGAUCAUAUCAUAAGCAUGGUGCUUGCAUUUGAAACUAUUGUUGAAAAGUCACGCAUUUAACAAUCUUUGGUUUGUUACUGAUUCAACUGUGUUGAAAUCAAACUGAAACUGCAGCAGCGGGUUGUUGUUAUGUUUUCGCCGAUUCCAUGUACUUUGCGAUGAUGGGGAUCAAUUUUCAAUCCUGUUUAUAUAAAUAAUAGUUAAACACUUAAAUUUGAACUGUUCCAUUCAGGCUGGUUUCUGUUUUGUCUUAUUUUGAUUGUUUUUGGAAGAAAUUGUUUCCUAUUUUGCUUAUUAAAGUCAUUGAAAUGGCAA